AUGUCUGGGUUUGAGCUCGCUGGCGUCAUCCUCGGUGUGCUUCCGCUUGUAAUCAACGCUUUGGCCGACUACAGAGACGGAAAGGGGACUCUUAACACGCUUUUGAAAUUUCAAGGACUUAUCGAUGAUCUGAUCCACCAACUCUCGACACAGAAGACGGCUUUCUAUCUGGACAUUCUGCAGCUGCUCCGGGAAGCGAGGGUGCCCGAGAUACUUGACGACGUAGACCCUCCUGAAGCGAGGUGUGUUGCUGUCCUAAGGGAUUCCAAAACCGGCGACGAGGUGACAAGGUAUCUGGGUCAGCUCUAUCCACAGUUUCUCGAGAUAUUGGGCUAUUACGAAAAGUGUUUGAAAGACAUCACAUCUAAGCUCGGAAACAUUGUGCGACUUAAGACUGCAAGUCCACCCACCUAUGAAGCGAAAUGA
Molecule: messenger RNA, 426 nt
Organism: Colletotrichum spaethianum
Lineage: Eukaryota; Fungi; Ascomycota; Sordariomycetes; Glomerellales; Glomerellaceae
Exons: 1
Coding region: 1-426 (141 amino acids)
Source: RefSeq, a predicted model, not a curated record